This is a messenger RNA of Lycium ferocissimum, 451 nucleotides long. RefSeq lists its product as uncharacterized. The annotation marks the transcript as partial. Lineage: Eukaryota; Viridiplantae; Streptophyta; Magnoliopsida; Solanales; Solanaceae. The transcript has 2 exons. The record is from RefSeq and is a predicted model, not a curated record.
AUGGAGACUCCAUACAGCAUGAGUGCAACUUCCCCUUAUUUCAACCUAGUCAGUGAUGAUGAGAAACUGGAAGCGACACGUAAGAAAGACCGACAGUGGGACGAUAGUAUGGCCCUAGCUACUGCUCGAAUGAAAGAAGCUGUCCAAACCACUAAGGCGGCCAAAGAGAAGAUGAAAGAAGCCGAAACUCUCCUAGCUUAUGUUGAGAAACUAAUUAAGCAACACCCUGCCAAUCCGGUAAAAUGGGGAAAGACUCCUGAAGCAUCAUUUGGGAGUGAGGGUGGAUUUGGUGGUGGUCGAAUUAGUGGGUAUGAUAGUAAAGGUGGUGCAUACGAUGGUGGUAGCCGUAGUGGAGGUAGAUAUGGAGGAGGUGGUGGUUACGGUGGUGGUGGUGGGGAAGAGGAGCGGGUGGGGGUUGAUUUAAGUGGGUGGGGGAAGAGGAGCCGGGCAG